This is a messenger RNA of Cryptosporidium muris RN66, 393 nucleotides long. RefSeq lists its product as uncharacterized. The record is from RefSeq and is a predicted model, not a curated record. The transcript has a single exon. Bases 1 to 393 code for a protein of 130 amino acids. NCBI's taxonomy places the organism in Eukaryota, Apicomplexa, Conoidasida, Eucoccidiorida, Cryptosporidiidae.
AUGAAAGUAAUAUUUUAUUGUCUAUUAGUGUUAUUUUUUUACUUUUUAUAUAGUACAAAUUUAGAUAAAAUAUCCAUAGAUAUCCAAAGGAAUUCUCUAUUGAAGUUAACAGCUGCUAAUCAAAAUCCUGGUGCAGAUGAUGACCCUAUCUUACAAUGUCAACAAACUCUCGAACAAUUACAGAGUCAACUUAGUACAGUAAGUACAUUAAUACAAGCAAAUUUAGAGAAGUGGGAGAGUUUGUGUAAUCCACCUCAAUCGCCCUUAAUGGAGGAAAUUUGUAAGAUUUUACUAGAUAUUCUUACAGACUUAUUCAAUCAAGAGGAAAGUCUCAAGAAUGAAAUUUCUCAGAAAGAAGCUGAACUAGAAAAUUUACAAUCAGCUAAUAAUUAG